Messenger RNA from Acinonyx jubatus (cheetah), 4901 nucleotides. RefSeq names its product photoreceptor cilium actin regulator (gene PCARE). The transcript has 2 exons. The record is from RefSeq and is a predicted model, not a curated record. NCBI's taxonomy places the organism in Eukaryota, Metazoa, Chordata, Mammalia, Carnivora, Felidae. Gene Ontology annotation, cellular component: photoreceptor inner segment; photoreceptor outer segment. Bases 1 to 3906 code for a protein of 1301 amino acids. Gene Ontology annotation, biological process: protein localization to photoreceptor outer segment; photoreceptor cell outer segment organization.
AUGGGGUGCACACCUUCCCACAAUGACCUUGUUAAUAGCGUCGCUAAGAGUGGCAUCCAGUUUUUUAAAAAGCCCAAAGCAAUUUUGCCGGGACGUCAGGGGGGCAGUGAAAGAUGCUCUACCCCUUCGCUGCUUCCCACCUCCACCUGCUAUGACUCUGGGGGAGGCUUGUCCCAGGGACAGAGGCUGGCACAGGAGCAUUCAAGUUCCCAGACCCAAAGCUCGGCUGAAGGUCUUUGUCAGCUCCCAAGAGAUCCCACUGUAGGCAAAGGGAAAGAUAUGGAAGGACUGCCCCCCAAAGCCAAAACCUCCCAAUCCCACCUGGGCAAAUCACAAAGCCGCACGGCUAAGGACAUGCCGUCCAAGACACAGAGCUCCCACGGGUCACCAGGGGCAGCCUCCUCUGGGGAAGCCAGUGAAGAAAGUAACACCCAGGAAAGGAUGCUGAGAUGCCACACAUGUGGCCAACAGGGCCAUUGCUGCCAAAACAGCAUUCCUGCUCACGAGCCUCAGGGCAAAGUGGACUUCCCCGAGCCCCUGGUGAAAGCUCACCAGCAUGCCUAUACCUACCUCCACUCCAGCCUCUCCAAAUAUGAAGCAAUUCUGUGCAUCACCCAUCAGGCCACCCAGACCCAAGAGCUGCUCCAGCCCAUGGUCAGCUUCCUGCUGCUGUGCUUUGAUGAGGUCAACCGGCUCUUGGGGGAGAUCUCCAAGGAUGGAGAAGUGCUCCUCCAAGAAGUUAGGGAGGAUCUGGCGUGGCCAUUGAGGAAAGGAGAGCCCCAGGAGCAGCCGGACCUCCUACCACAGCUUCUGCAGCACACAGUCAGCAAGCUGCUGGUGCUCAGGGGCAUGGUGGCCUCACUCACCGGCAGCUUCCUGGAGAGCUCCAGCAGUUACCUCCAUGCCACUGCGAGCCACGUGGGAAAGAAGCUGAGCACAAAGAGGGGUGUGGAUGAAUGUCUCCUGCGGGCUCUGGGGCAACUGGAGAGCUUGGUGAGUGGCCACGGCGACCCUGGGAUGCAGGGUCUGCCCUUGUGCUCCGAGGACAGUGGCAUCGGUGCUGACAAUGAGUCUGUGCAGCUGGCCGACAAGCUGGGCAAGCAAGCCAGCUGGGACUCAGAGCCCUCGGAAUGGAAACCAGCGUUUCCAGCCACACCGGAAGCCAGGCUCUCAGGACACACCUGGCAGCAAAGUCCUUUCCAGAUGGAUUCAGACCGACCCCAGGACUGCCCGCUCUCGAGACCUCCUAUGGCGAAGGUUCAGCCAGAGGCACAGGGUGGGGCCGGUGGCCCAUGCCCCUCCAGCACGGGCCCAAGAAACACUACCUCCAGCCCCCUGGGGAUGGCCAAAAGCACUUGGCGUGACUCCCUUGGGAUUGGGAUCUCCAGGGAAGCACGUUUUUCUAAAGGCCCCAGGUUGAUGGGCACGUCUUCCCUCAGUGAAGGUGAGGACAGUAGCCCAGAGGAGGAGGAAGACCAAGCGAGCAGCAUGAGUCCCUGUGCAUGGCGGGAAAAUUCUUCCCAACCAAGGCCACGGUCUUCACCUGGUAGCCCGGAAAGCCUGUUUCAGCCACACCCCAGGAGGCUUAGGAGCCCCCAAGCCCAGGAAAUGAUUCUGAAGAUGAAGGAAGCAAUCAGCGAAAGGAUCAAGUUUGUCCCUGUGCCCUCGGGGCCCCAGGACUGGCCUGAGGAGGAGGAGAGGAGGACGGCGGUCCCACCAAGACCCAGCACAGCCAGUGGCAGCAGAAGGGCCCCUGUGAGGCAGAGGAGGUCCCAGUCAGAGGGCUGUCUGAAGAGCCAGGCCGAGGACCCCACCCUCCAGGAGCUGCGGAGGGUCCAGAGAGACCUCAGCCAGAGGCUGGAGGCAUUUUACGCCCUGGGCGCACGACAGCAGGGGCAGAGCGCGGGGCAGGUCCCGCAGCCCAGAGCAGAGGCUCUGAGGCCCGACAACUGCAGGGUCACCCCGAGCAACACCAUCAGCAAGCUGAAGGCCUCUCUCACCAAGAACUUCAGCAUUUUGCCAAGUCAGGACAAAAGCAUCUUGCAGAAAUGCGGUCCCCGCCCUGAGAGUGAACAGCCCUGGUGGCGGAGAGCUGAGGGGCUUCCGGUGGCCAUUGCGUCGGGUGAGAGGGCCAGUGAGGCUCCAGGAGCCAUGGACUGGAAUGUCAGGGGCUGCCCCACCAGAACAUCGGUCAAGAAACUCAUUGAAACUUUCAGUCCCACUAAGAGUCUGAGAACACUGGGGGAUUCCAAGGACUCUGGGCCAAGCCCCUGCCUCAGGAAAUGGGGGGUCCCCAUCAUGCCUCCCAGAUUUCCCAUUUACAGGGGGCUUGCCCCUUUGUAUCCAAAGCCACAAAUUUCUCCAGCAGCAAGCAGAGACCCCCUCCAGGUGGGGCCAGACUGGAGGCCCCCACCUCCUAUUUUUCCCCCUAUGCUCACAGCAGAAGCAUCCAAGAGUGAGGAUCUCAAUUUCAACUGUGAAACAGAGGAGGACCCAGAGCAUCUCCCUCCACCGCCUCUGGAAGUCCUGAUGGACAAAUCCUUCAUCUCUCUGGAGCCCCCAGAAAGCAGCAAGCCAGCAGGGAGCUCCUCCAAGGAGACCCAUGUGCCAGGGCCAGGAGGGGCUGACCCUGCCCGGAGAACGUGGGCUUCCCCAAAGCUAAGAGCCUCCAUGAGCCCCACUGACCUGCUACCCAGCAGGAGCACGACUGCCCCCACCAGACCCCACAGCACAGGGCCAGGGGGCAGCAAGAGUGGCUGCGGCACCAAAAAGCUCACCUGGGACCUUAACCACCUGCCAGCAACCAGCAGAAACCCAGAGGUGGAGGGCAGCGGGGCUCCGAGUCAGGCACCUGCAGACAAGGCUGCCAGCCUGUCCAAGCAUCCCCAGAAGGCCAUCCCCUGGCACCACUCCAGCCACACAUCUGGGCACAACAGGACCUUGGGACCCAGCCUGGCCAGGCCAACACGGGGGCCACAUUCUCCUGAGGCCCCAAGACCGAGCCAGGAGAGAAGCGCCCUGCUGGUCAGGAAGGCCUCUCCCUCAAGGGGAUACUGGACACCCCGAGCAGUCAGGAGGCAGCCCUCCUCUCACAGACCUGUCCGGCCAAGUGCUCCUUCUGUGCAUGGCUCCUCCAGCCCACCUGUCAGCCCUCCGGUGAGCCCCAAGGUGCUAAGCCCCCCAACAACGAAGAAAGUAGCUUCCCCAGCAACACGGCAGCACAAGCCGCCCAGCCCUCCCCCCGCGAGCCCACCCACACGUCACAAGGCCUCCAGCCCCCCCGCCCAGCACACGGAAGCAAGUUCCCUUUCCUCUGGCGCCUCCCCAUCCCCCCCAGUGUCCCCUACUGAGGGACAGGAAACAAGAGGUUCUGAGAACAAUCGGGCAGCCACAGCCAAAGUGUCUGGGAACACGUGUUCCAUAUUCUGUCCAGCCACCUCCUCUCUGUUUGAAGCUGCGCUGCCACCUUCAACCACCCACCCGCUCACCCCACCAUCGCUGCCACCUGAAGCCGGGGGCCCUCGUGGGACCCCCGCAGGAUGCUGGAGGAGCAGCUCAGGGCCACGGCCGAGGGCGGGCUCACAGCGGGGCAUGGCCCUGUGUGCCCUCAACCCUCAGCCUUUCGUCAGGAGGACAGCUUCUGACCGCCGGCCAGGUCUCCGCCUCCCGCUGCCUGUCCCCGGUGCCACCAGCAACGCUUGUGAAUCCCCACUCAGCAGGAGCAGCAGCAGUGAGGAGAGCCCCAAAAAGGACACUGAGCCAUGGAGCAGCCCCUGUGCCCCGGAACUAAAGGGUUCUGGCUUGGAUGCAUCUCCCCCAGAGCUCUGCGUGUUGGGCCACGGGCUGCAGCGGGAGGCCAGAGCCAGCCGCGCCCAGGACAAGCCUCAAGAGAAGGAAGUAGCCUGACAAGCCAACCAUCAGGGUCACACUGAUGCCAGUCAUCCCAGAAUAUGGGUGACAGCCAAGCAGCAGACUGCCCCAUAGAUGGUGGACCAACCAAACUCCUAUUGAGGUGUCCUAGAAAGAUCUGGAAAGUACACUGCCCAGAGAGUCUGCUAAAUUCUAAACAUUCGCCACUUUCAGUCCCAGAUUCUGGUUUGCCUUGGGGCUCAAAAGUUAACUAUAACUUUAGACCCCCACAAAGACACUCUUCAAUCCUUCAAGUACUGCCUUAACUCAGGGGGGGAAAUGUAUUUAUCGCACGCUGGAUGGGCCGGGGGUCUUACCUGGGUUAGUUUCAUUGAAUCAAUUAAUCCUCACAACAAAGAAGGAAGCAGAUAUCACCCUCCCUAUUUGCAGAUAAAGAAAACCAAAGCGCCCCUACAGCCCCACCCCAACAGUGUCUUGCCUGAGGUCACACAGCUAGGAAGAGAAUACAGCAAAAAUCAAAGAGGUGUUCCUGGCACCAGAAUCUCUUUGCUUUUCGUUCCAUUUCAUUGCCCAUGACUCUUCCAUUACUCCAUCUGCCCAAAGCAUGUCUAGUUGUACAAAGGGUUGGAAAGUUUGGGUGUUUGUUUGUUUUUUUAAAGAUUAAACAGUGGCACAGCAUUCGAGUCACCACUGAGGGCUUUGUUUGGAAACCGAUUGCUUCAGAGAUAGGAAGACCAAGGUGGAAUUAAGACACACACCCUUCUCUCCUCCCUCCCAAGCACAGACCCAAAGCCCUCAACACAAAGCUCCCAGCCCACUUGAGCUGAGCGGCCUCAGAUUGUGUCUCAGAGGAGUGUCUCACAUGCUCUGCCCUACGCAUCCACAUGCCUCUCAAGCUGGGUGGGUACAACCAAGCCUUGCAAACACACAGCCUGUUCUCUGUGCCCCAAAGAGGCUGGGGUUCCAGAGGGUACACACACGCACGCUCGCGCACGCACGCCAGUCUCCCCCAGGGGCUUCGUGGCCAACAU